CGGGCGGGCGGGACUGGAGCAGAGCCCGGGAACGGGGCGGGAGGUCCCAGGGCCCCGGGUUGGGGGGUGGAACCGCACUUCGUCGCCGCGGGGGUGCCGGGACUCCGGCCGCAGUGCCGCCGCCAUCACGGACUUCCUGUGGGACAAGCGCACGGGCCUCGCCGCCAGAACGAUGCCUCAUCCACGAAGGUACCGUUCCUCAGAGCGUGGCAGCCGAGGGAGUUAUCACGAACACUAUCGGAGCCGAAAGCAUAAACGAAGAAGAAGUCGGUCCUGGUCGAGUAGCAGCGACCGGACAAGGCGGCGGCGGAGGGAGGACAGCUAUCAUGUUCGGUCCCGAAGCUAUGAUGAUCAUUCAUCUGACCGGCGGGUAUAUGAUCGUCGGUACUGUGGCAGCUACAGGCGCAAUGACUACAGCCGAGAACGAGGAGAGGCCUACUAUGACACUGACUUUCGCCAUUCCUAUGAGUACCAUCGGGAGAACAGCAGUUACCGAAGCCAGCGCAGCAGCCGGAGGAAACAUAGACGACGGAGAAGACAUAGCCGCACGUUCAGCCGCUCAUCUUCACAGCACAGCAGCCGGAGAGCCAAGAGUGUAGAGGACGACGCUGAGGGCCACCUCAUCUACCACGUCGGGGACUGGCUGCAAGAGCGAUAUGAAAUUGUAAGCACCUUAGGAGAAGGGACCUUUGGCCGCGUGGUGCAGUGUGUGGACCAUCGCAGGGGUGGAGCAAGAGUUGCCCUGAAGAUCAUUAAGAAUGUGGAGAAGUACAAGGAAGCAGCUCGACUAGAAAUCAACGUGCUAGAGAAAAUCAAUGAGAAAGAUCCUGACAACAAGAACCUCUGUGUCCAGAUGUUUGACUGGUUUGACUACCAUGGCCACAUGUGUAUCUCCUUUGAACUUCUGGGCCUUAGCACCUUCGAUUUCCUCAAAGACAACAACUACCUGCCCUACCCCAUCCACCAAGUGCGCCACAUGGCCUUCCAGCUCUGCCAGGCCGUCAAGUUCCUCCAUGAUAACAAGUUGACACAUACGGACCUCAAACCUGAAAAUAUUCUGUUUGUGAAUUCAGACUACGAACUCACCUACAACCUAGAGAAGAAGCGAGAUGAGCGCAGUGUGAAGAGCACGGCGGUGCGGGUGGUGGACUUCGGCAGCGCCACCUUUGACCACGAGCACCAUAGCACUAUUGUCUCCACUCGCCAUUACCGAGCCCCAGAGGUCAUUCUCGAGUUGGGCUGGUCACAGCCCUGUGACGUGUGGAGCAUAGGCUGCAUCAUCUUUGAGUACUACGUGGGCUUCACCCUCUUCCAGACCCAUGACAACAGAGAACAUCUAGCCAUGAUGGAAAGGAUCCUGGGUCCUAUCCCUUCUCGGAUGAUCCGAAAGACAAGAAAACAGAAAUAUUUUUAUCGGGGUCGUCUGGAUUGGGAUGAGAACACCUCAGCUGGGCGCUACGUCCGUGAGAACUGCAAACCACUACGGCGGUAUCUGACCUCAGAGGCAGAGGAACACCACCAGCUCUUCGAUGUGAUUGAAAAUAUGCUUGAGUAUGAACCUGCUAAGCGGCUGACCUUAGGUGAAGCCCUUCAGCAUCCUUUCUUCGCCUGCCUUCGGACUGAGCCACCCAACACCAAGUUGUGGGACUCCAGUCGGGAUAUCAGUCGGUGACAAUCAGGCCUUGGACCCCCCUGCUUGUUGUGUAGCAGUGGGUGUCCAGUCCAGGACACUGGUGCUUUUUUAUACAAGAGAACAGAGCCAGAAAUCACCCCCUCUCCUGCCCCUGGCUCCUUUAUACCUGUGAAUAUGUGACAUAGUGUACAUAUGACAGAUCUUGUACCUGUCACUGCAGCCCCUGCCUUGUACAUACUGCUACUUACAUGCUUCCAGCCUCGUCUGCCUCUUCUGUGGAGUUGGAUGGGGGCAGAAUGAGGUGACCAGGUGGUGUCUACCCCAGGUUUUAUAAGGGAUUUUGUACAGUCUUUGUGAAAUAAAAUGACAUGCUUCAUCUGA
Messenger RNA from Mesocricetus auratus (golden hamster), 2014 nucleotides. It is a transcript of the gene Clk2, whose product is annotated as CDC like kinase 2. The transcript has 13 exons. Gene Ontology annotation, molecular function: ATP binding; protein tyrosine kinase activity. The coding region runs from base 173 to 1672 and encodes 499 amino acids. The record is from RefSeq and is a predicted model, not a curated record. Gene Ontology annotation, biological process: regulation of RNA splicing; protein phosphorylation. Gene Ontology annotation, cellular component: nucleus. Lineage: Eukaryota; Metazoa; Chordata; Mammalia; Rodentia; Cricetidae.